GCCUCGACUGAACUCACUCAGGGCAGGACCUGCUCGGAGGCGUCCCCGCCCCGGGGCUCAUGUGUAGACACGCCGCGCGGGCAAUCCGGAGCGCUCUGUGCCUGGAGCGAAGCCAUGUGCCACUGAAGCGAAGCGGGCGCGGCCCGGCUCCCGGGGGAAGCCAGAUCUGGGACCCACCCCCGAGCCCGCACCGGAGACGAGCUAUAAAGUUCCGUGCAGACUUCGCAGCGGCCCGGGAAAGCGCAUCCGCCCCCGGCUCCGCGGCGUUGCUGCGCCCCGGCCGGAGCCAGCCCGGAGCAGAGACCCUCUGGCACGGGAGGCGCCGGGCAUGGCCGCCCAGGGGGUGCGCCCCGCGUUCGGCUGGCUGGCCGUGAGCGGCUGCCUGCUGGCCAUGGCACAGGUGGAUUCUGAUGACACGAUUACCACGGAGGAGCAGAUUUAUCUUCUCCUGGAAGCCAAAAUUCAGUGUGAAUUAAACCUCACAACCCAACUACAAGAAGGAGAGGGUAACUGCUUUCCAGAAUGGGAUGGACUAAUAUGCUGGCCCAGGGGCUCACUGGGAAAAAAGAUGGCUGUCCCAUGCCCUCCUUAUAUAUAUGACUUCAAUCACAAAGGGGUGGCUUUCAGACACUGUAGCCCUAAUGGAACAUGGGACCUUGUGCAGGGUUUGAACCGAACGUGGGCCAAUUACUCUGACUGCCUUCGCUACUUACAGCCAGAAAUCAGCCCGGGGAAGAGGGAAUUCUUUGAACGUCUCUACAUUAUGUAUACUGUUGGAUAUUCUAUGUCCUUCAGUUCCCUGGCAGUGGCUGUUUUCAUCAUCGGCUACUUCAGGAGGCUGCACUGCACCAGGAAUUGCAUCCACAUGCAUCUCUUUGUCUCUUUCAUGCUAAGAGCUGCCAGCAUCUUUAUCAAGGACAAAGUUGUGCAUACGCACAGAGGAGUCAAAGAGCUGGACUCGCUGCUGAUGAGUGACCUCCAGAGCACUGUAGUGGCACCUGCAAUUGACAAGUCACAAUACGUGGGGUGCAAGAUUGCGGUUUUGAUGUUUAUUUACUUCUUAGCCACCAACUACUACUGGAUCCUGGUUGAAGGCCUCUACCUGCACAGCCUAAUCUUCGUGGCUUUCUUUUCGGAUACCAAAUACCUGUGGGGUUUCACCUUGAUAGGCUGGGGAUUUCCGGCUGUCUUUGUAGUAGCCUGGGCAGUGGUCCGUGCAACGGUGGCAGAUGCAAGAUGCUGGGAGCUCAGUGCCGGCGCUAUCAAAUGGAUUUACCAAGCACCGAUAUUAGCAGCCAUUGGGCUGAACUUCAUUCUGUUCCUGAACACCGUACGGGUUCUGGCAACCAAAAUAUGGGAGACAAAUGCUGUUGGGUAUGACACAAGGAAACAAUACAGGAAGUUAGCAAAGUCCACCUUGGUUCUGAUUCUGGUCUUCGGGGUGCAUUAUAUUGUCUUUGUGUGCCUACCGCACACUUUCACCGGGCUAGGAUGGCAGAUCCGAAUGCACUGUGAGCUCUUCUUCAACUCUUUCCAGGGUUUCUUCGUCUCCAUCAUCUAUUGUUACUGCAAUGGAGAGGUUCAGACUGAAAUCAAGAAGACUUGGACUAGAUGGAACCUGGCUAUUGACUGGAAAAGGACGACUCCAUGUGGCAAUUACAGAUAUGGCUCCGUCCUAACCAACAUGACCCACAGCACCAGCAGCCAGUCUCAGAUGGUGGCCAGCUCUCGCAUGGUUCUGAUUUCCAGCAAAGUCUGCAGAAAUGCCAGUAGGCAAAAUGAGGCACACAUGAAUUUGCCUGGGUACGUUAGGAGCAACACUGAACAGGACUGUGUGCACCACUGGGUUCGUGAAGAGGCCAAUGAAAAUGAAGAGGAGCAGGUGGAUGAUAUAUCGCUCAAGGAAUCACUUAGACCGCGGGGUAGUAGCACAGACCCUGAGCGGAACAGGGUAGAAAUGGAGGAGGCUCUGUGAACAGUCAUGGACAUCCAUGGGGAUGUCCAAUAUAAAACGAGUUGAAUCCUCUUAUGAUGCCAACAGCUACUAGUAUCUGUAUACUGCCUUGAGCCAAUCUCGGUGAAGAUCUUGGUCAAUGAUGAAGCUCAAUUUACAAGGACUCCAGACCUACAUAAUGCUGCUGACUACGCAAAAUGGUUUCUAUGCCACUGUCAAGGUUCCCUCCCCACUCUGAACUCUAGGGUACAGAUGUGGGGAUCUGCAUGAAAGACCCCGUAAGCUUAUUUUUAUCAGCUUAGGUUAAAAACUUCCCCAAGGUACAAACUUUGCCUUGUCCUUGAACCCUAUGCUGCCACCACCAAACGUGUUAAACAAAGAACAGGAAAAGAGACCACUUGGAGAUGUCUUCCCCCAAAAUAUCCCCCCAAGCCCUACACCCCCUUUCCUGGGGAAGGCUUAAUAAAAAUCCUCACCAAUUUGUACAGGUCAACACAAACCCAAACCCUUGGAUCUUAAGAACAAUGAAAAAGCAAUCAGGUUCUUAAAAGAAGAAUUUAAUUAAAGAAAAGGUAAAAGAAUCACCUCUGUAAAAUCAGGAUGGUAAAUACCUUAUAGGGUAAUCAGAUUCAAAACAUAGAGAAUCCCUCUAGGCAAAACCUUAAGUUACAAAAAGAAACAAAAACAGGAAUAUACAUUCCACCCAGCACAGCUUAUUUUACCAGCCAUUAAACAAAAGGAAAUCUAAUGCAUUUCUAGCUAGAUUACUAACUAACAGAAGUUCUGAGACUGCGUUCCUGAUCUGUUCCUGGCAAAAGCAUCACACAGACAGACCCUUUGUUUCCCUGCUCCAGCUUUGAAAGUAUCUUGUCUCCCCAUUGGUCAUUUUGGUCAGGUGCCAGCGAGGUUAUCUUAGCUUCUUAACCCUUUACAGAUGAAAGGGUUUUGCCUCUGGUCAGGAGGGAUUUUAUAGUACUAUAUAAAGAAAGGUGGUUACCCUUCCCUUUAUUUUUAUGACAGCCACAAAUGGCAAAGGCACAAAAAAGUGAAUUUUUAGCCAGAGGCUUUAUACACGAUAAAACAUUCUGUUGAGACACAGCCAUUCUUUAUAUGCUUACACUACCUGCAUUACACUUAAAACUCUGCACAGCAAACACAUCUUAACUGGUUUAUGCAAAUGCUCUUCUGAAGGCAUGUGAAAGGUGACUCCUCCAUUUGUACACCUGAAAGGUGGAAAUCAGAAGGUUUACAGUAUAUGCAUGUGAAGGGAUUCUCUGGACUCCAAAAUGUCUUCGCUGUGAAUCACAGGGCUGGGAAAAACUUAAGGGUUUCCAUCCAGUACCUUGUGAACUUUGAUCUCAAAGCGGAAUGUUUCAAAUCAUGUUUUUAAACUGAGAUGCUACUUACGUUUGAUUAUUUAUACUAUUGCUUUAGUUUGUUUUAUGGAAACAUCCAAACCAAAACCUCAUGUACUAUGCGACCUAAAUUCUCUAAUGAGACAGCCCCUACUGCAUGCACUGAGCUCUGCAGUGAUUUGGGAAUUAAGUGGCAAUACUAACUGAAUAUGAAAUCAUUUGAAAACCUUCCGGGUAACUGAAAUAAUGCUAAAAAGAGCACCAGAAAAUUUAAAUAUAAUUAGUGCCCUGUAGUGGAGGAAUGUCUCCUGCUGUAUGUCGAUCUCUGAAAGACUUUGAUGUUGGACAGCGAAUGGGUUUGUGCCCUCUGAAUCUCCAUUAAACAUCAAAAGAAGCCGUGAUUGGAUGAAUAGAGACCUGAACUACUUCAGCCAGCUUCAGUACUGUGUCAAAAGCACUUUUAUUAAACACGUCAAGAUCUUUGCCAGAUACUUACUUCCUGUUGGCCAACUUUGGUCCAAAGAUCCUUAUGCGGAGAUCAAAUUCUUCUGCUGGCACACAAUCCCACUCCAUUCUUCCAUGGAUUUCCAAGCAGUGGAGUUCUGCUACAGGGGGGAUCGGAUACACAGUCUGGCAGCUGCCUACACCACGUCUCUCCACAGCCCCUCUAAGUGCACCCCUCUGACAUGCUUCUGCUGUCCAGGCAAUUUUUCAUUGCUUCCCCUCAUGCGGAGCUGCUAUGUAAAGUGGAGAAGACGCAGUUGAGCUCAGAUGUGGUAAUGGACAUGGUAUAACAAUCGGACAGAACAGUUAAGGAGCUGCUGCUUGCCUCGCCAUGUUGGCCUAGGUAGGGGGAACUCAUGAGAGAGCCCCUAAAUGGAAAUGCAAUGGCUCCCAUCGUGGUAGGCUAGUGCUGCCGUCCGUGCCACAGUCUUGACUCUUAGAAAGAUUUCACUCUUUCUGCCUUCUGCUCGGCCAUAACAAGGGCAACGGCAGAGGGGGAAGCCCAGGAAAUGCACUGAAUUCCUCCCUUGUGAGAAAAACUCACACCAUGGCCCAGGGGUGAAGAUGGCAGCAAAAAGGCCAUUUUUGUGGUGCUGCUGUGUAAGCUGGACCGCUUGGGGUGGGGUGGAAGGUGCAGUAUGCUGCCAUUCACAUCCCCACAUGUCUACAUGAGGCGGGGGGGAGGGAGGGCUUCCAUCCUAACUAUUGAGAAGUACCAGAGUGUGCUGUAAAACACGGAAAUGUUUUUUAAAUGACUGAAUUUGGGGGAAAUGGGUGAAAAUAGUUUAAAUUUCAUCUGAGUGUCAAUUGAGCCGAAAAGACUGAGAUAACUAACGAAGCAAUGAUCUGUUUGGAGUAGAUUUGAAAUUUACCAGGAACGGCAGCGCAUUUCUCCCUACAAGGCAUGAAAAGAAGAACAGGCCAGGGCGAUGCCAAGUCCGCUGUCUGGGAACUGCAUGAUUUCCCACAAAAAGUCCCAGAUCCCACAGCAACUUGGUUUAUCCCAAUUGGAUUUGGCAUGGGCUAAGCUCGGUCAUGUCUGAAUGAAACAUCAGAGGGCUGAUGCUGUGAAGUGCUAACUGAUGUUAGAUGUCCAUUGUGCUGUUUCGGUUGCUGUUGUUUCAUGAUUUUGUUGGGUAACUAUUGUUCAGUGGCACAUGAGAAACAUUAAAAAACACCCUCCUUUUUUCA
Molecule: messenger RNA, 5004 nt
Organism: Caretta caretta (loggerhead turtle)
Lineage: Eukaryota; Metazoa; Chordata; Testudines; Cheloniidae
Gene: PTH2R
Product: parathyroid hormone 2 receptor
Biological process (GO): adenylate cyclase-modulating G protein-coupled receptor signaling pathway; cell surface receptor signaling pathway
Cellular component (GO): plasma membrane
Molecular function (GO): parathyroid hormone receptor activity; peptide hormone binding; G protein-coupled peptide receptor activity
Source: RefSeq, a predicted model, not a curated record